Messenger RNA from Oryza brachyantha (malo sina), 1619 nucleotides. Its product is annotated as zinc finger CCCH domain-containing protein 13. The coding region runs from base 137 to 1435 and encodes 432 amino acids. Lineage: Eukaryota; Viridiplantae; Streptophyta; Magnoliopsida; Poales; Poaceae. The record is from RefSeq and is a predicted model, not a curated record. Gene Ontology annotation, molecular function: metal ion binding. The transcript has 11 exons.
GCGGCCUCUUCCUCCCAAACGCGCACUCCUGCUUCGCCUUCCUUCGCGUUGCCAUCCCACCCAAACCCUCGCGGGGGAUCGGAGCUCGGGGCGCGGGAUCCACCGCCGGUCGUCGUCGGGGUCGGCGGCGGCGGAGAUGCUGGGCCCUCCUCGCCGCGGGCCGGCGUACAAGACGAAGCUGUGCGCGCUGUGGCAGCGCGGCAACUGCAACCGCGACACCUGCAGCUUCGCCCACGGCCACGGCGACAUCCGCCGGCCACCGGCCUCCCGCAGCGCCUUCCCGCACCACCCGGGGAGAAGAGAUUAUAGAGGCGGUGAUUUCAGAGGCAGGGUUGAUAGGAGGUUUUCACCUCGGAGAAGGCAUUCCCCUGGAAGAGAGCCCAGGGGUCAUCGUCCCCUUUAUGAUAAAAGGCCAACUUCUCGAGAAAGAGAAUCUAGUUAUUCACGAUCUCCAAGCAGGAAGAGUGAGAGGAGGCAUGAAAAGAAGACUGAUGAUGGAGAAACCAACUCAUCCAGGAGUUUGAGUCUCUCUGAUAACAACGAUGAAAAUAAAAAGGAUAAAUUCUCAAGUGGUGAUGAGAAAGAGGAUCACGAAAAGCAGCUGAAACAAAUACAUCUGGAUAUGGAGGUUUUGCGUGAUGAUAAAAUUCAGCUGGAGGUCAUUUUGGAUGAGAAGAUUGAUGACGUGCGCAAGAUUUCUAGCAAAGUAAAUGAUCUUGAGUUGCAGCUUAGAAGGGAGAAAGAUGAAUGCCAUAGGAUGACCUCAAAGAUGAAGAAGUUUAUUAAAGCUCAUGCUCGGUUUUUGAAAGCACAAGAAGAAGUGAAAAGGUCACAGGCUCGUUUUGAGAGGCUAGGUGAUUUGCUUGCUUCUGAUAUUUUGAAGCGUGGUGCUAAUGAAGAGGGGUCCAGUGUCAAUGUUGAUGAAGACCCAAGUGGUCCUUAUGAAAGGAGUCCUAAUGCUGCUGCAGCUAAAAAGAGAUCAAUCCCAUACUCAACAAGUGAAGAGGCGAAAGCUGUGAAGAAGAGAAGAGAGCGGGACUCUGAUAUAAUGACUAGGUCAGAUAAAUACAGGUCAGAUGGUACAGAUUUUGAUAAGACAAGCAAGGGGACUGAGGGAACUAAGUCUUUAUAUUUGAAGAAGAAAUUAUGGGAAGAUGAAAAAAGUAAGCUAGGAGCCAACAUUUUCAUAGACAAGGCCAAAGAUUCUCCGAUCAAACAUGUGUUGCCCUCCACCGGCAUGGCUGCUCAUGCUAUUAUUGAUGAUCUCAACGAAGCUGUUGAACUGGAGGACAGACACGAACCCAUUGACACAUUGCUAGAAAAUGACGCUGAUGACAAAACUAGGUCACCUGCUGGCUCCCUACAGCCACUACCGGCGAUACAGAAUUCUUACGAGCAGUACGAGGGUGACGACGAGGAAGUCGAUGUGGAAUAAGUGGGAGGCCUCGUUUAUAGACAAGAGGCCUCUGAUGACAAGAGGCCUCUGAUGAAGCAAUGGCGACGAGACCAGCAUCUGCCCCAGCUCAAGUAAUACUAUUAGCAUCAUUGUCGUGUACAAAGUGCUAGCAUCUAUUUGGCAUUGGGAAUCCAGCUUAUUAUCAAGAAUCCUCUUGUAGUAA